Phascolarctos cinereus (koala) is the source of this 1295-nucleotide messenger RNA. It is a transcript of the gene ASB12, whose product is annotated as ankyrin repeat and SOCS box containing 12. Lineage: Eukaryota; Metazoa; Chordata; Mammalia; Diprotodontia; Phascolarctidae. Gene Ontology annotation, biological process: positive regulation of protein catabolic process; intracellular signal transduction; protein ubiquitination. Gene Ontology annotation, molecular function: protein binding. The record is from RefSeq and is a predicted model, not a curated record.
UAGAGCUAUAAUUUAAACUCUAGAAGUCAUCUACCAUGGACAGGUGUGAGGAGAAGGCUCAGAACAUGAAGUUGUCCCAUCUGACUCUUCGUGUGUGCCCCUGUAGACCAUACUGUCCAUGGGGUUUUCUUGGCGAAGAUUACUGGAGUGAUUUGCCAUUUCCUUCUCCAGUGGAUUAAGGUCUGGUGUGUCCUGCUACCCAGGAUGAGAGGGAUUCUUUUUCGGCCUGCAGAGAUGAGCCUCAUGGACAUCAGUAAGAUAUUCUCCUUGCUGCAGCAGCCCAAUGAGGAAGACGAUGCUAGUGAGAAACAGGAGCUGAAUCAAAUUGUCUGUAACAAUGAUGCCAAGACCCUAGACCAGCUCCUUCACCAGGAACGCUAUAAGCGCUUUAUCAACAGCCGCAGUGGCUGGGGCAUACCAGGUACCCCACUACGCCUAGCUGCCUCUCAUGGCCACCUUAGCUGCCUGGAAGUUCUCCUAGCUCAUGGGGCAGAAGUGGACAGCCUGGAUGUUAAGGCCCAGACACCCCUGUUCACUGCGGUUAGUCAUGGGCACUUGGACUGUGUUCGGGUCCUGCUGAAGGCUGGUGCCAGCCCUGGGGGCAGCAUCUAUAACAACAGCUCCCCAGUUCUCACAGCUGCUAGAGAUGGUGCCAGUGGAAUUCUGAGGGAGCUCCUGGGUCAUGGAGCUGAGGCCAAUGUCAAAGCUAAGUUACCAGAGUGGGCUUCCAACAUGGCCUCCUGCUCCGGGCCUCUCUACCUGUCAGCUGUCUAUGGCCAUUUUGAAUGCUUCCGCCUCCUCCUGUUGUAUGGAGCUGACCCAGACUACAACUGUACAGAUAGACAGCUGCUUUCACGUGUACCCAAGCUACGCACACUGCUAGAAUUCUGCCUGCAGCACAGUUGCUCCCUCGAGUACAUCCAACUGCUUGUGGACUUUGGGGCCAAUGUCUAUCUCCCACCUCUCCCACUGGAGAAGACAGACCCGGAUGGGGAAGGUGUGGCCCUACUGCUAAGGGAAAGAACUCAUCCCAAAUCCCUGAUGUCGCAGGCUCGUCUGGCAGUCCGAAAAGCUCUCCAGUGCUCUUACCUGGCCAACUUCAUCGAUCAACUAGAUAUUCCACCUGUGUUGAUUAAUUACCUCAAGUACCAGUCUUAAGGCAAAUGGGCUGUGGCUGAAAACAAGAGCCCCGAACACACAUACCCACAGCCUAUCCACCCAGAAAAGAAACUCCUGUCAUCUCCCUAGAGCUGAUCUUUACUUUUCCUGUUCCAAUAAAGGUUCUGAAAGAUGGA